This is a messenger RNA of Agrilus planipennis (emerald ash borer), 1711 nucleotides long. RefSeq names its product probable chitinase 2. The coding region runs from base 329 to 1711 and encodes 460 amino acids. Gene Ontology annotation, molecular function: chitinase activity; chitin binding. Gene Ontology annotation, biological process: chitin catabolic process; carbohydrate metabolic process. The record is from RefSeq and is a predicted model, not a curated record. The transcript has 7 exons. Lineage: Eukaryota; Metazoa; Arthropoda; Insecta; Coleoptera; Buprestidae. Gene Ontology annotation, cellular component: extracellular region.
UCUUUUACAUUCUUGUACAGUGAUACACUUUCAUCGUUUACCUCGUCUACCUUGUGCAAGAGACCGAAACGCAGCUAGAAAAGAGAAAGAAACAAUAUAAUUAGGCAGUGAAAGUAAUAAUUUGCCACCUCCUCUAAAAAUUUUAUCAAGAACUUGCUCGUAACAGACAAAGACUUAAAGACAAUAUACAACAGUAAUUUGCUUUGGCUAACAAAAAAUAACGGUAAAUGGUAAUUUCUAACUGUGCGGUAGUUUUAAGAAUGUGGUUCACACCAAAAUAAUAAUUUUUUAUUUACUUAUUUAAAUAAAAAUAUCCUAUCGAAACAAUAUGGGGUGGAAUGGGGCAUUAUCAGUGUUGUUAUGUGCUACAAUUUUUAAUUUACAUCAUCACACCGAGGCUUAUACAGCAGCGAAACAUAAUAAGGUCGUGGUGUGCUAUGUAGGAACAUGGGCAGUAUACAGACCUGGUAAAGGAUCAUUUUCCAUCGAUCAUAUUGAUCCUACUGUUUGUACACAUCUUAUUUAUGCAUUUGCUGGUUUAGAUGUAGCAAAGGAUAGCAUUAAAUCUCUGGACGCAUGGCAAGAUUUAACCGAUAAUUACGGAAAAGGUGGAUAUAAACGGAUGACAAACAUUAAAAAUUUUUAUCCACAUAUAAAAAUAUCUCUAGCAAUUGGAGGAUGGAACGAAGGUUCGGCUAAUUAUUCAGCAUUAGUUAAAAGUGCCCAAAGAAGAUCUAGAUUUAUUAGUAGCGUUAUAGAUUUUAUAAGAAAAUACAAAUUCGAUGGUUUAGAUCUUGAUUGGGAAUUUCCCGGAAAGAGAGGUGGAGAUCAAGAAGAUAAACAUAACUUCUUGCUUCUUGUAAAAGAAUUAAAAUCAGCAUUCAGGAAAUACAAUUUGCUUUUAACAGCCGCCAUUGGGGCUGGUAAAGAUACCAUUGAUGUCGCUUAUGAUGUAGGAGGCAUAUCAAAUUAUUUAGAUUAUAUCCAUGUUAUGUGUUAUGAUUAUCAUGGGGCCUGGGAUGGGAAGACUGGUCCAAAUGCCCCCCUAAGAAGCAAAGAUACUAAUGACACAUAUACCGUUGAAUAUUCUAUUAAAUACUUAAUUAAACUGGGAGCAGCUAAAGAAAAAUUAGUUCUUGGUGUACCUUUGUAUGGAAGAACUUUUUUGACCCCUGAACCUUGGCCAUUGGAUUCUCAUGAAGAACCGAAAUUUGGCGCGGUGGCGAGAAGUUUUGGAUUCCAGGGGCCGUUUACAAAAGAAAAUGGAUUUAUGGGUUACAACGAGAUUUGUUUAGAACUCCAAAAUACGACAGCUAAUUGGAAGACAUUUUGGGAUGAAGAUUCGCAAACUCCAUUAGCUGUUAGUGACGAUAAAGUUAUUUCAUAUGAUAAUGAAAGAUCUAUUGUGGCAAAAGUCAGAUUUGCUAUUGCAGAAAGUUUAGGAGGAAUCAUGGUAUGGUCCAUGGAUACCGAUGAUUUUCACGGUGAUUGCUCGGUCGAAAAAUUUCCACUUAUGAAAACCAUUAAUAAAGCAAUUGAAAUUUCCAUUCGAGAAGUGGAAGAAAAUCGCAAAAAUGAAAUUCCUGAUGAUGAAAAGACCAAAAACAAUCAUGCUUCUUCUACAGUAUAUGAAAAAAGCUGUGCUCCUAUUGUUAUAAUGUUGGGAUGUAUUUUAAAUAAACUGCUAAAUANUAUAUGCAUAAUUGUUUAA